CACUACAUUCAUGAACGUUAGUAGAAGACGAACUGAGCCACAAUAAAGCCUGCGCAUAGACUUGUACGUGUGAUUAGCCUCACAGUUUGGACGUGGUUGGACGAGAGUGUGGGGCUGUGGAAGACGAUGAUGGCUGCCACCAGCGACGAACAGAGUAGUAUGGAGUCUUCGCGGACGAAUUCAGGGCAAAAUCAAACAAUAGAUCGGCUAAAAAUGCUGUAUCCAAUGGUGAAUGAAGAUGAAACACCACUACCAAGAUCUUGGAGUCCAAAGGAUAAGUACAACUACAUAGGACUAUCACAAAAUAAUCUUCGCGUUCACUACAAAGGUUUUGGUAAAACACACAAAGACGCUGCCAGUGUUCGCACAACGCAUUCAAUACCUGCUGCCUGUGGUCUUUAUUACUUUGAGGUGAAAAUAGUGAGUAAAGGAAGAGAUGGAUACAUGGGAAUAGGUCUUUCUGCCCAUGGAGUUAACGUAAAUAGAUUACCUGGAUGGGACAAAUACUCGUAUGGUUACCAUGGUGACGAUGGGCAUAGUUUUUGUUCAUCAGGAACUGGUCAACCGUAUGGGCCCACAUUUACCACAGGCGAUGUAAUUGGUUGUGGCGUCAAUCUUGUGGAUAAUACCGCAUUUUAUACCAAAAAUGGACACCAUUUGGGCAUUGCCUUCACAGAUUUACCACCAAAUUUAUAUCCUACAGUAGGUCUUCAAACACCUGGAGAAGUAGUAGAUGCUAAUUUUGGACAAACACCAUUUGUUUUUGAUAUAGGAGACAUGAUCAAUGAACUUCGUGUUCGAACUAGAUUACAGAUUAUUAAUUAUCCUACACCUGAUCAUGGUCAGGGUCAAUGGCAGGCUGUUCUUCACAAAAUGGUUUCAACGUAUCUUGUUCAUCAUGGGUACUGUGACACUGCCGAAGCAUUUGCCAAUAGCACAGGACAAGUCUUUGAAGAAGACUUUAAUUCUAUAAAAAAUAGACAAAAAAUUUUAAAACUAGUGUUAGCUGGUAGAAUGGGUGAAGCAAUAGAACUCACAAGUCGGUUAUAUCCCGGAUUAUUAGAACGAGAUCCAAAUUUAAUGUUUGCUUUAAAGUGUCGUCAGUUUGUGGAAAUGGUGAAUGGAAGUGAUUCCGAAGUAAAUCAAAAUAAUAAUGACAACCAAACAAGUGUUAUUCAAUCAACAAAAACAUACAAUAAACUAUCUGCUAAUGGGAAUGUUGAGGAAAUGAAUUUAAAUAAUACAAUAAACGGCUCUACCGAUCAACCAUUUAUUAAUGGCCAGAUUGAAGAUGAUGUAGAAAUGGAAGAGAAUACGAUGAAUAAUAUUAAUGGUAUUAAAAAUAAUACAAAUGGUUAUCAGAAUGGUAAUCCCAAUUCAAAUGGAUAUAAAUGUAUAAAUGGUGAAGACAUUGAUAUGGAAAUAGACAGUGCCAAUCAAAAUCAAAAUAACAACAGUAAUACAAAUAAUAAUGGUCUUUGUAAUAACACAGAAAGCCAAAAUUCAACGAUAAAAAGUAGUAAAAAACAAUUAUGUGGUGGUAAUAAACAAGCAAUUGAAAAGAUGCUUGAGUUUGGCCGACAAUUAUAUUCACAGUCGAUACAUCUUCGGCAACAGUAUGGAAAAAAUGAAGCCAAUAAAAAAAUGUUACAAGAUGCAUUCAGUUUAUUGGCGUAUUCGAAUCCAUGGAAUUCACCAGUUGGUUGGCAAUUAGAUCCCCAGGAACGGGAAACUGUAUGUGCUAGACUUAAUUCUGCAAUUUUAGAGUCUACGAAUCUUCCACGACGACCACCCCUUGAAGUAGCAAUAUCUCAUGCGAGGGAAUUAUUACGACUGAUGUCUGGAGCUGGUCUCGGAGCUUGUGGUUUUGCAGUUGUGGAUAAUAUCAUUCAAUAUUGACGGUGCCUACCUCUGCUUUCACGACCGCUUCUUCUACCUGCCCGUGUGUGGUGAGUGAUCCUCUUAUUAUCCAGGGAAAGUGCCUGACAAUCGAUGGACUCGACGAAAACAGCAACGAAACAUUUCCAGAAGCAACAAAAAAUUCUUUAAUUGCACUACAAUGCAACUUAUUAUGGGUAAAAAAUCGAACUUCUGGCCAUUUUUCCUUACAAAAAAAAAAAUAAUAACAAAAUAUAGUAAAACAAAAAAAAAAAACAUAGUGAUUCUAAUGAACACAGAAAUAUUGUAUAAAUAUAUCCUGGAUAGUUGAGUCUAAUGGAAUCAAAGUCCUUGGGGUAAAAUUUUUUUUACAAGAAAGAUCUUUUAGGAUUCGGAGACGGAACGUGGAGCAGACGAUACUAUUGAUGGAACAACUACGCGAUUUAGCGUGCCUCUUCAACUAAAUGCCAAGAUAAAUUUUAUGUUUUUUGUGAAUAUAUUAUUAAAUUAAACAAAAUAACUCUCCAUCAUCUUGGCUGAUCUCAAGACCACAACAGCGUAGACAUAAUCAAGUUAGACGCUCAGACCUGCCAACUAAAAUUGGAGUUUAAAUUUUCUUAGAUGAAAUUGAAUUAAGAUCAACGAAAAAAAAAAAAAACAAAAUAAUUAUUCAAAUACUUAGAAAUUGGUUUACAACAACAACAACAACAACAGUUUGCUUGAAAUUUAUCACUCGCUUGUGGUAAAUAAUCCGCUAAUAAAUGUUUUUAUCACGUUUAAACUGAGCGUUGUAUUAUGUUUUCCCGUUUCUAGGAGAAAUAACGAUAUUUAAUGACAAAUUAUGUUUUGAAAUAGUCAUUUUUAAAUGUGUUCGAUAUAAACACUUCUUUAUACUCAAAUAAUUUGUACAGAAAAAUUCUAAAAGAAUACCAUUUUUUCAUUAUAAUUUCACUUAAUGCGCAUGCGUCAUAGAUCUUAUUACGUAUGAGAAUGUGCGCAUGUGCAGCCGAAAAAAAAAAAAAAAUUAUGUAAAAUUAUAAAAAGAAAAAUUUUAUUCUUUUAAUUUUUUCGACAAUAAUGUCAGACAGUUUUUAACAAUAUUAUUGAUCAGAUGAUAUUAUUAUUUUUUUUUUUUUUCAUGUUUUACCAACAAUUAGCAUUUUUUUUUAUCAAAAAAAAUGUGUGCAAUAUAUUGUGUCUUUUAGAUAAAUUUUAUUUACAUUUUUGAUCACAAAUAAAAUAAAUUAAACUAAUGGAAACGUGAGAACAUUCUUUAUUGAUGAACACAAAGGUCUUAAGUUAACAUGAAUAAUAUAGAAAUGGAAAAUUAAAAAAAAAAAAAAAAGUAUAGAUAAAAAAAAAAUAAUAAUAACUUAACUAAGAAACGAUCUUGUACUCUAUAAUAAAUAAUAAGUAAUUGUUUUUUAUAUGCGAAAAUAGAAUAUAUGAAAAAUGGAUAAUGAAUAAU
Molecule: messenger RNA, 3346 nt
Organism: Chelonus insularis
Lineage: Eukaryota; Metazoa; Arthropoda; Insecta; Hymenoptera; Braconidae
Gene: RanBPM
Product: Ran-binding protein M
Exons: 7
Coding region: 127-1899 (590 amino acids)
Molecular function (GO): protein binding
Source: RefSeq, a predicted model, not a curated record